Macrosteles quadrilineatus (aster leafhopper) is the source of this 2428-nucleotide messenger RNA. RefSeq names its product major facilitator superfamily domain-containing protein 12-like. NCBI's taxonomy places the organism in Eukaryota, Metazoa, Arthropoda, Insecta, Hemiptera, Cicadellidae. Gene Ontology annotation, biological process: carbohydrate transport. Bases 356 to 2320 code for a protein of 654 amino acids. Gene Ontology annotation, molecular function: symporter activity. The transcript has 9 exons. Gene Ontology annotation, cellular component: membrane. The record is from RefSeq and is a predicted model, not a curated record.
AUGGUCUUCUUUAUCUAUACCUUGUUAUGUAUACAAGGAAUGUAAAGAUGUAACUAGCAAUGCACCCUGGGAAAUCUCAGUGAAAUGUGAUAGGCUUCCUUAUGGUGUGUUAAAUUUGUACAAUUAAAAACUAUUUAAUCUCUUUGGCCAAAAGUGUUGUGUUGUGUCAAUACCAGUAUCACCAAGUAGUGUCAUCAACCAUUUAUAUUUUGGACAGGAAAUAACUUGAUUAAACUGGGUGAAAUACAAAUUUUGAAAAUUUUCACAGUUUCACAAAAGUAUAGGUGCAGCUAGAAUGUUUCUUAUUUAUUUGUGUUGAUUUCCAUCGAUAUUUUGUGUAAAAAUAAAACAUCAAAUGAUAGAAGUGGCGAUGUCAACCAAUACAGACUCUUUCAAAGAGAAAAUAAAUUCACCAACAUCGCCGAAAUCAACAAAGAUUCCUGUAAGUAAAGUGUUUUACGACAAGCAAAUAGUUUCUGUGAGAGGUUUCAAAUUUCCUCCGGAUCCAAACGAGAACAAAGUGAAAAAGAAAGAAAGUAAAGAAACUGCGGUAAACGAAGAAAUAAUUCUGAAAGUGCCGAACAAAAGCGAACCUACCUCCUCGACAGUCAUUUUCAGUCCAGUCUACAAAGAAAGUACCGAAGACAAAAAACCUCCAGGUAUUAUUUCAAAGUACUCAAAAAAACUUUCAAAAACCGCAUCGAAACUUAGAAAGAAGAUUAAAGCGAAAUGUUCCAUUUACUAUUUUGGGAAUCACAAAAAGUCGCCGUUUCAUGUAAAAAUGAUAUCGACUUCAGUGCAAUAUAGAUCUCUAACGUCAGGGAAGGUGAUGAAGAGAAAGGAGCAAUCCAUCCGGCACAUAUGGAUGCCCGUAGAGUCCCUGUCAUCUUUGGAUGAUGAUAAGGAAUGGCCACCAUUCAUGAAGGGGAACAUGGAAAAUGGAUUGAAAUUAAAAAAUGGACUCGUACCCCCAAAAGAGAACACACCACUCGUGUUCCUCAGCGAUCGUAAACUGCCACUUACGCAGAAACUGGCAUAUGGACUCGGACAUUUCCACAACGACAUAUGUGCGGCGAUAUGGUUCACUUACGCACUUAUAUUCAUGCAGCUGGUUGCAGAACUGGGACCUGUGUAUGCUGGCUUUUUACUAUUCAUAGGGCAAGCUGUGGAUGCUGCAUCCACCCCUCUGGCGGGCUACCUGUUGGAUCGAACUGUCAACAGGAAACGAUGGCAUUUAAUAGGAAGCCUUCUGGUACUGUUCAGUUUCCCGCUGAUCUUCACGACGCCAGCGCAGAUCGUGGAUGGUCCAGUGUGGACGCAAAUGGUCUACUUCAGCAUCUCCAUAUCUGUGUUCCAGGUAGGAUGGGCUGUGGUUCAGAUUGCUCAUCUCUCUCUACUACCCGAACUUACGACACUGACUGAGGAGCGAGCUCAACUUACGGCACACAGGUACACAGCAUCAAUGGCUGCUCACAUUCUAGUGUACUUUGUUGCUUGGGCGUUCCUCAGCUCCUCUCACGGCAUGAACAUGAAACUCAUCGGACCAGAAGAUUCUUGGAGGUUUCUGGACUUGGCUGUCCUCACUUCUAUCCUCGGGAUCGGAGGAACGAUCAUAUUCCACACGUCGCUCAAGAACUACGCUCACGCCCCGCGGUUGCCAAGGAAACAGGAGAUGUUGGCGUUGAAGGCCAAGUCUAUAGAGUUUUUCAAGUCACCGCACCUCUACAGUGUGGCGAUCAUUUACACGUCCAGUCGUCUCUUCAUGACGCUCAGUCUCGUCUACAUUCCGCUGUUUAUCAACGAGACUAUCCUCUCACAAGUCGGAGCUCUCGCUACUGUACCCCUCGCUUCAUUUUUGGUGUCUGCGUUUGCUGCACUCAUAGUCAAGCUCUGCAGUGAAAACUGUGGUGGACUUAGGAUCACAUAUUUCAUCGGCAGUGCUUUCUGUCUACUAGGCUGUGUCCUAGUACAUUUCAGCUACGCCAAGACGGACGAUACAACCAAAGUGUUUGGAGUGGCCAUACUAUUUGGCGCAGGUAGCUCUAUCACAAUGGUUGUCAGUCUGUGUGUCACAGCCAACCUGAUCGGACCAGACACGGAGUGUGGUGCUCUCGUCUACAGUGUCGUCACAACGGCCGACAAACUGCUCAACGGACUCGCUGUCAUCAUCAUAGAGGAGAUGAAAUGUGAUCGGGUGGAAGAUUGUCCUUACUACUACGGAGGAGUUUUGUCUUACGUCAACGCCGCAGUUGUGUUCUGCGGACUAUCAGUCCUCUUUACUCUGCCAACUAAGCUUUUUGCCGCCACCAACUCAGAUUGAACUUCAACACGACAGAAACUGCCGUCUCUGAUAUGUCUACAUCCAACCAUUCUGCACUCACUGCCGCUCCAAUGUUUUCAUUUUGCAUUAAACAGUUUAUACAAUUUU